AUGUACUUCCUCCUUCCGUUGCUGCUUUUCUCGUUAACGAGCGCCGCCUCCCUGCCCAGCCCGGAUGGCCCCUACAAUGUUGGCUUCUCUCAACAUAUCGUCCCGCAUAUUACCCCCAAUGAUCCUACUCCUGGGCCAGGCAAUGCGCUACUCGUCCAUGUCUACUUCCCAACGUAUGACACCAACCGUUCGUCGCCUGUGCCAUAUAUAGAUACAAAAAGCGCGACAAUCUGGGGCGAUGCGCUGGAGCUCCCCAGGGGCUUACUCGACAAGCUAACCACCGACCUGCGCCGUGAUGCAAGCUUCCUGAGCGCCCCGACUGGGCAUCCGACCGUUCUAUUCUCCCCAGCCGCUGGCUUCAACGCUUGGAUGUACUAUGGAUUGCUGGCAAACUUGGCGUCGCACGGUUAUACGGUCGUCGCCAUCGACCAUCCUGGGGAGCCGCCGGUGGUGCGCUGGCCCAACGGGACCGAUACCAUCGGUCUAAGUAUCGACGUCGAUUUCACGGCGAACCUGACGCGCCAGGUUCACGAGUUCCGCGUAACCGACCUUGCUGCCGUCUUAGCUUGGUUCCCCACGUUUGUGCAUAACCACCAAGCCCCCUUCAACACGUCAAAGUUCCUCGCGCUGGGCCAUAGCAUGGGAGGUUCGGCUUCAGUCACUUUUGCCCCCGGCCAUCCAAGUGUGGAAGCUGCCCUCAAUCUCGAUGGCGGGUUCUCUCAGCACCAGACUGUCGUGACCGAUGUCGGGGUGCCAGUCUUGCUCAUGAGUCGUAUCAACCAUACAACACGAAGCGACCCGUCUUGGGCCGAGUUCCAGGAGCAUCAGACUGGCUGGUGGGAGCACAUUGCCGUCUAUGGCUCUGAGCAUCUGGAUUACUGCGAUAUCGCAACUUGGAACGAAGCCCUGGGGUUGGCCCCUCUUGUCCAAGAGCAGUUUGGCCCAAUAGGCGGAUCUAAGAUAACGCAGAUCGCACGAAAGUAUGUGGGCGAUUUCUUUGGAUGGGUGGAAGGGCGAGAAAAGGGUGUGAUUGCAUCGCCGAGUCUGGAAUGGAGGGAGGCUGUGUAUGUUAAUGGGAGCGACUUUGAUCAUGGCUACUCGCAAGAGCAGAAAGAUUAA
Clonostachys solani is the source of this 1119-nucleotide messenger RNA. Lineage: Eukaryota; Fungi; Ascomycota; Sordariomycetes; Hypocreales; Bionectriaceae. The record is from the annotation of a GenBank genome assembly.